CAGUUGAAGAAGAAGAUGUACUGGGGCGUGGCGCGAGCUUCACUGCGAUCAUCAUGCGCACAUCAUAACAGAGCUAUCAUAUGAAGACAAGUGACUCGGUUUUGUUUAAUGAUAUUAAUUACAGUUCAGGUGCAGUUGUUGUUCACGUCAAUACGAGUUAGACCAACUCUGUGACGUAUUUAUACAAGUUAAAUACAUUUCGUUCGUUACUUAAGCACUGUUUUAAUUAGCAUUGGUUCCUUUGGCUAGUGUUGAAUGCUAAUAUUAGCUAGCUAACUGGUUCAUAGCUCAAAACUAACGUUAGCCUCUGUCACAAAGUCUGUCAGAAUGGCCUUAUCGGACACAGACAAUGGGUGUUCCGGUGGUGGAGAAGGAGAGUCUAUUGUAAAACUGUGUGUGUUGGGGGGCUUCAGUGAGAGCAGCGAGACUAGAGCUCUCAUCUCCAGCCUGCCGGAGAUCCACGGGGACAUGGUGACAAGCGAGUCCGCCUCAGAGAGGUUCUUAGAGAUAAUGAAUGGAUAUCAAGAGCAGCCUCAUCUCCUGGACCCACACUUAGAAUGGAUGCUGAACAUGAUUCUGGAGUUUGUAAGGAGUGAGAAGUCUCCCCCUUCAUUGGUUCAUUUGAGCUUCAAGUUUCUCUACAUCAUCUGUAAGGUCAGAGGCUAUAAAAUCUUCAUGCAGCUUCUGCCCCAUGAGGUGGCAGAUGUCCAGCCAGUUCUGGACCUGCUGUCCAGGCAAGAUCCCAAAGACACUGAGACUUGGGAAACUCGCUACAUGUUGUUGUUGUGGCUGUCCAUGACCUGCCUCAUACCCUUUGACCUUUAUCGUCUGGAUGGUCAUCUGGAGUCAGACGGAGGCAAGCCCCGAGAGCCCACCAUGGACCGUAUUCUAGCUAUUGCAAAGUCUUAUCUGCUCGUUGGUGAUAGUCCCAGAGAUGCUGCAUCUGUACUGGUGUCAAAGUUCAUGACACGCCCUGAUGUCAAACAGAAGCGCCUUGGAGACUUUUUGGACUGGAGCUUGACCACUAUAUCCCAGACUAACGACCAGUCAUUGAGAGACAUCGUGAUGCUGGAUGGUGCCCUGCAGUCUCUGGCGAAGCUUUUCAAACAUGGAAAAAGAGACGACCUCCUGCAGUACGCUCCUACAAUUAUGCAGUGUCUGGCGCAGAAACAUCUUUCAGAGAGCAGCCAGGCCAUGCUGAGGAAGCACGGUGUCAAACUAACCCAGAGGCUUGGCCUCACCUUCCUCAAGCCCCGUUUGGCUGCUUGGAGGUACCAGAGAGGCAACCGCUCCCUGGCAGCAAACCUUUCCGUGUCCCUGUCUACAUCCGUCGCGACUCCUGAAGUUGAGACGCAAGAGUUGGAGGAGGACUACGAUAUUCCUGAGGAAGUGGAGACUGUUAUUGAGUAUCUGCUGAAUGGACUGAAAGACAAGGAAACGAUUGUGCGCUGGUCUGCAGCGAAGGGCAUUGGGAGGGUGACUGGGAGGCUUCCCAAGGAGCUGGCAGAUGAGGUGGUUGGAUCAGUGCUGGACUGCUUCAGCUUCCAGGAAACGGACAAUGCUUGGCAUGGAGGCUGCCUGGCACUGGCAGAACUCGGGAGAAGAGGCCUGCUGCUGCCUUCCAGGCUGACUGACGUUGUGCCACUCAUUGUCAAAUCUCUGACCUACGAGGAAAAGAGGGGAGCAUGCAGCGUUGGUUCCAAUGUGCGUGACGCUGCCUGCUACGUGAGCUGGUCUUUCGCCAGGGCUUAUGAACCCAAAGAUCUCGAGCCUUAUGUCACGCAGAUCUCCAGCGCUUUGCUGAUUACAGCUGUGUUUGACCGGAAUGUCAACUGCCGCAGAGCUGCCUCUGCUGCCUUCCAGGAGAAUGUCGGCAGACAGGGGACGUUUCCUCAUGGCAUUGACAUCGUGACUGCAGCAGACUACUUUGCUGUCGGGAAUCUCAACAACUGCUAUCUGAGCAUCAAUGUCUAUAUAGCUAGCUUCCCAGAGUACACCAAGGCCAUGAUAGAUCACUUGAUAGCCAUGAAGAUCAACCACUGGGAUGGUGUGAUCCGAGAGCUCGCCACGAAAGCACUUCACAACCUGACGCCCCAAGCACCUGAAUAUAUGGCAACAACAGUUUUGCCACAGCUGUUGCCCAUGGCCGUGGGUAUUGACCUCCACGGUCGCCAUGGAGCCAUCCUGGCAUGUGCAGAGAUUACACACGCUCUGUACAAACUGGGCCUUCAGACCAACAGGGCUGUGGUGGACAUUAUUUCUUCAGAAUGUGUGGACGCUUUAAAGAACAUUCACCAGAUGCUGAAUGACAGAAAGCAGUACAGGGGUUUCGGCGGAGAGCUAAUGAGGCCAUCAAUGUGCUGUCUUAUUGAAAAGCUCUCCUUGUCCAAAAUGCCUUUUAAGAACGACCCUGUAAUCGCUGGCUGGCAGUGGCUUAUUGACGACACCGUAAAGAGCCUUCAUCUUCUGUCUAGUGGUGUGAAGGAUAGCGUCGUGGUUGCCGUGGUAUCGGCCCUGUCCGCUCUGUGUGAGGAGUACUACCAGGCCGAGCCGGGCCGGGCCGACUCACAAAUGCAGGAUGUCCUGGUGUCUCACUACAUUGAAGGGCUGAAGAGUCCGCAGAUGCUCACUCGUUGUGGAUCUGCCCUGGCCCUCGGCUGUCUGCCAAGAUUUAUGAUCCAUAGCAAACUGAAGCAGAUCCUUGAAGGCCUGCUGCAGAUGUGCACUGUCAGCCAGAAGGAGGGCAGAUUUACAGAGGCGAGGAGAGAUGCGAUCAGAGCACUUGCUCAAGUGUGUGUGACGGUGGGUGUUUGUGCCCACGGCUCCCCGGACUCUGCUCUAUGCUCGGAGAAUGUCGCAGAGGUGUAUGGCGUUCUGCUCAACAGCAUGAAUGACUACACGACAGACAGCAGAGGGGACGUAGGUGCUUGGGUGAGAGAGGCAGCGAUGACCAGUCUCAUGGAUGUGACGAUGCUGGUGGCCAGCAAUGCUCCGGAGAUCCUUUUGCCAGACCUGGUGAAGUGUAUGAUGUGCUGCCUGGCCCAGCAGUCGGCAGAGAAGAUCGACCGCUACAGAGUCGUCGCUGGCAACAUCUUCCUGCUCAUCCUCCACAGCAAAGAGCCUGCAGUACCGCACAUCCCCCACCGGGAGGAGCUGCUGAGCAUUUUUCCUUUUGAGACCACAACCAGUCUGAACUGGAAUGCUCCAUCCCAAGCUUUCCAGUACAUCACCCAGCUGCUGGGACUGCCCCAGUAUCAGUACCACACCCUGCUGGGCCUCACGGUGUCUGUGGGAGGGAUCACAGAGUCCACAGUGCAUUUUUCCUCCCAGUCGUUGUUUGAAUAUCUGAGAGGGAUCCAGGAGAACAGAGCCGCUCUGACGCAGUUUGGAGAUACGUUGCUGAGCAUCUUCAGAGACAAUCUCUGCAAUGACAAGGUGUCUAUUCCUUUUCUUAAGAUGCUCAAUCAGAUGCUUGCCAACAGCUGCUUUGAAAUCUUCACCACACAAGAGAAUCAUCAGUUCUGCGUGGACCUUUUGACUCUUUGCAAAGAAUUCAAGAAGUCCAACAAUAUUUCCAAGUUGCGCGUUUGUGUAUCUGUCUUCUGUGGGCUGAUCCAGUUCCAAGGUGAUGUGAGGAAGAACGUUUUGUCGCAGCUGCUGAUACUACUCUGCCAUUCCUUCCCUGUGAUCAGAAAGGCGACGGCCGGCCAAAUGUACGAGAUGCUGCUGACCUACGAUGAUGUCAUAGAUCCAGAAGUGUUGGACGAUGUCAUGACCCUGCUGAGCGAUACCAACUGGGAGAGCGACCUUCAAACACUGCGGACCCACAGGAAUCAGCUUUGUGAUUGGCUGAGAGUCUCCAGGCCACGGGUGGUUACCAAGCAGAGGCCGGUCCAGGUUUCCUGAUCACCGGCUGCAAAUCACGUAGGAGGACAACAUGCUGUAAGGAUUAUUAAUGGAGCUGCUGCACUGUAACCGUUUUCUGUCCAUCGGCCAAAAAAACAGCGCAUGUAAUGAAUCACAGUGUGUUAGUUCUACAUGAUAAAUAAAUGGAGCAAAAACAUCAGCUAUUUCCCGUGCUUUGUUAUUACUAGUGCAGCGCACGUUCAAAAGCUGCCUGUUUGGAACGAGCCGAUUGCUUUGCCUCAGGUCGCAGCUUUCUCAAGAACCACUCAUCCAAACCUCUUCACACUCGACACUGCGCUUCAUUGGAUGCUCAGCGUUACACCCGCCAAGUGUGAAGUCAAUUGGACAAGGUGGGGGGGGGGUUGCUAUAGACUCUCGUUGUCGGCCGUUUUGACAUCCGUUUUUAAUGAUAAUAAUAUACAGGAAAAGCUGAUAGAUUCUGCAUUUAUAAGGUGCGGUCUCGCUUCAUGUUUCAAUGAUCCCUUGUACUCGACGAUGUUUCGGCCCUUUGGUCCUUGCCUGGUGAAGGUCUGAACAAAAUGGGUGUUUUAAGAACGCGUCAUGAAUCUUGACGUAGACUUUAAUUAGCAAAUAAUGUGAAAAUAAUAAAAGUGUGCUCAAACUUG
Molecule: messenger RNA, 4532 nt
Organism: Cottoperca gobio
Lineage: Eukaryota; Metazoa; Chordata; Actinopteri; Perciformes; Bovichtidae
Gene: tbcd
Product: tubulin folding cofactor D
Exons: 39
Coding region: 328-3906 (1192 amino acids)
Biological process (GO): tubulin complex assembly; microtubule cytoskeleton organization; adherens junction assembly
Cellular component (GO): lateral plasma membrane
Molecular function (GO): beta-tubulin binding; GTPase activator activity
Source: RefSeq, a predicted model, not a curated record